This is a messenger RNA of Emericellopsis cladophorae, 1479 nucleotides long. RefSeq names its product MATE efflux family protein subfamily. Gene Ontology annotation, molecular function: xenobiotic transmembrane transporter activity; antiporter activity. Gene Ontology annotation, cellular component: membrane. The record is from RefSeq and is a predicted model, not a curated record. NCBI's taxonomy places the organism in Eukaryota, Fungi, Ascomycota, Sordariomycetes, Hypocreales, Bionectriaceae. Bases 1 to 1479 code for a protein of 492 amino acids. The transcript has a single exon. Gene Ontology annotation, biological process: xenobiotic detoxification by transmembrane export across the plasma membrane.
AUGACAGAAGCAACAGGUGCCCCCGACGAGUCGACGCCUCUGAUCCCUCAGCUCUCCCCUCGCCAGACGACCGGUCGAGCCGAGUACACAAAAUGGCUAUACGAGAUAUGGUUCCUCGUCAAGGCCUCGGUGCCCGUCAUCCUGGCGUACAUGCUCCAGAACAGCCUGCAGACCGUCUCCGUGCUGAUCGUCGGGCGUCUGUCCUCGGAAGCCCUGGCCGUGGCGGCCUUCUCGUACAUGUUCGCCAUGGCCACGGCGUGGCUGAUCGCCCUGGGCGGGACCAGCGCCCUCGACACGCUGGCGUCCAGCAGCUUCACAAGCUCACAGGACAAGAAGAACCUGGGCGUCCUGCUCCAGCGAGGCAUGCUGGUCCUCACGGGCUUCUACGCCGUCGUGGCCGUCAUCUGGGCCGCCUCUGAGCACAUCUUCCGCGCCCUCGGCCAGCCCGAGUCCAUCUGCCACCACAGCGCGCGCUUCCUCUGGCUGCUGGCGCCCGGUGGCCUCGGCUACGUCUGGUUCGAGUGCAUGAAGAAGUUCCUGCAGGCACAGGGCAUCUACCGACCGGGCACCUACGCCCUGCUCAUCACCUCGCCCCUGAACGGCGCCCUCAACUACCUCUUCAUCUACAAGCUGGGCUUUGGCCUGUACGGCGCGCCCAUUGCCACGGGGCUAUCGUACUGGCUAUCGUUUCUGCUCCUGGUGGCCUAUGCGGUCUUUGUGGAGGGCAAGGAAUGCUGGGGCGGCUUGCAGCUACGCCGCGCGUGCAAGAACUCGAUCCCGUUCGCCAAGCUCGCCUUUAUGGGCGUCAUCCACGUCGGCACCGAGUGGUGGGCCUUUGAGAUUGUGGCCCUCGCGGCCGGACGGCUGGGCACGCUGCCCCUGGCCGCCCAGUCGGUCGUCAUGACGGCCGAUCAGAUCAUCAACACGAUCCCCUUUGGCCUGGGCGUCGCCGAGUCCGCGCGGCUGGGCAAUCUCCUGGGUGCGGGCGACGCCCGUGCGGCGCGACGCUCGGCGCAUUGUGCUGCCAUCCUCUCCGUCGUCUUUGGGACCAUCAUCUUGAGCGUCCUCAUGGCCACGCGCCACAACAUUGGCAGUUUGUUCAACGACGACAAGGACGUUAUCGCCCUCGUGUCCGAGAUCAUGCCCUACGUGGCCCUCUUCCAGAUCGCGGACGGUCUGAAUGGGAGCUGUGGUGGUGCGUUGCGCGGUAUGGGACGCCAGUGGGUGGGCGCGCUGGUCAACUGCGUCAGCUACUACGGUGGUGCCCUGCCGGGGGGGAUCUACCUGGCGUUCCACGGCUGGGGGCUGUCUGGGCUGUGGAUGGGCCAGCUGGUGGCUCUGUCGAUUGUGGGCGUGCUGGAAUGGAUCAUCGUGGGGAUGAGUAACUGGGACAAGCAGGUGUACAAGGCGGCGGAGAGGCUGAAGGAGGAGGACGAGGAGGACGAGGAGGUUCCACCGGUUGGCUACAACACUAUUUAG